AUGGAAAUCUGUUUUCUGACAAAGGGUGGUGCUGGUUUGGCACUUUUCAGCCUUGGCAGCAAUGACACCGACUCAGUACCGGUAGAUACCAAGGUCGUGUAUCAUCGCCUCGUCAAGGCUCUUGAGAAAAACAAACCGCUUCAUGUCUUCAAGAACCUUUUGUGUCAGAAUCCAAGAGUCCUUGAUCUACCUGACGGUAUACUGGAGAAGGACUUUGCCGAUAUAGAUGACAAUGAAGAUGAGGUUGAAAUGUACCGAAAGACAUUACUGCACUGGGCCUGUGAGUGCAGCGCUCCUCUGGAUAUUAUUGAAUUCCUGGUGCAGCAAAAGCCGGAGGCCACAACAGAGAGUGAAUAUGAUGAUGGCAUGUGGUUGCCACUCAACAGUGCACUGAAUGCUGCAGCUCCACUGGAUGUUGUGAUAUUGCUCCUGGAAACGACUGUGCGAAUGGAUUCAAGAGCUCUGGAUUGGCAAUAUGGUUGCGCAUACUGGACCCAUGUGACGGAAUGGAUCUUGAAAUCAGACAUGAAUAAUGAUAUCAAAGCCAUGAUGGCGAGCAUUGAUGACGACGAGAUGGGUGAAUCGGAUGAGCUUUUGGCAGCGCAGAAAGCAGCCUCGAGCCAGCAUUUGAACAUUGCGACCAUCAAGACCCUUGUCAUCAAUACAGAGAUUCAAAAGUUGUUUCAACAGCAAGAGUUUCAAUCUGCCGUCAACGAGGUUGCGUUUCUGGUUGCCAGUCGAGGAGUGAAUUGA
Seminavis robusta is the source of this 753-nucleotide messenger RNA. Lineage: Eukaryota; Bacillariophyta; Bacillariophyceae; Naviculales; Naviculaceae. The record is from the annotation of a GenBank genome assembly.